UUGCGCCUGAGCCCCCUUUUCAUCCCCUCAGAGUCGCCAACUAGGUGUUUCUGCCAUGUCCCGACCAAGACCGGCUACUUCCCCCUUGGCCCUGGCGUCUAUGCGAUCCUAGGUAUCCCACGCGAAACGAUACAUGCAACGGAUCAAGCGUCUCCUGCCAGUGCCUGUGCCGUCCCCUGCUCCGGCCCCUGUCCGGCCCAUUGGCGCCUCUGAUUCGCCGACGACUGCCUCGCGGCACCAUCCAGUGCCAUCUCCCCUCCCUGCCAGAGUGCCAGAUCCCAUGCUUCGAGUGGGCGACUACGUCGUCCGCACAAUCUCCCGUGUCCUCGUCCUGGUCCAGUCGUUCCAGUGUCUCGGUCCUUCUGUGCCAUCCUUCUCCUCGAGUCUCUACCGUCUCUCUCGUCUCCGUCCUUCAGGCCUCGUCUCACCAAUCGCUUCCUAUCUUCUUCUUCUCCUCCUCCUCCUCCUCCUUCUCCUCUCGUUCUUUUCGCUUUUUUGCCCGUCUGGGAUCCGGCUUGUGGUGCUCGACUCUCCUAGUCCUGGGAGCUCAGUGAGGACGACCAAAAGUUUGCUACGAGACCUUGCCUUGUCUCACGCUGAUGAACCCAUGAAAUAUCUCCUUGCAUCUGCUUGUACGACGACGACAACAACGACGACGCUAGCACAGAAGCAUUAAUCUGCCAGGGGCUUGCAAGUACCACCAGAUUCUCGCCAGAGUGGAAACCGACCAGAUUCAGUCCAAGAGUCCGCUUCAUAUCCCCCGACCCUGCGACACACAGUCACGGGCUCUCGUUUCUUCCCGCUACACAACCUGAUCCGGCCAACUGCGAAAGGCCUUCUGUUUCCAUCUGUUUUCUCGGAAACAUCCAACAGGUGUUCCGUCAAUCGAUAAUUCUCCUUUGAUCCGACAAGGGCCGGCCCUCCUGAACUUCCAGAACGCGUACUCACCAGUCACUCAUUGUUCUCAACCUUCUCUUUGAUUAGAGACUUACUCAGCAUCAUCAUCUGUCACUCAUUCUCUUUCAUUUUCUGCGAGCUCAUCAUGUCGCUAUAGCUGGCCCGGACAUCAUCAACAAAGACCUCUUUUCUCCGACCCGGCGGAUUCACCCUAAUAUCCACACCAUUUUCUCCCCGUUUGGCACGGGGAGACAUCCGCCAUCACAGCAAAAAUGCCCCUUCCCGAACCGGAAGUUCCGUUAACAAAUGCGUGCGCUGUCAUCUUCGACAACACGAUUUAUACGUACUCAGCCGACGCGUUUCAGUCGCUACAGUUAACACCAGGCGCAAAGUGGAAGAAGUUGGAGCAGGGCGAGAAGGUCACGGGCGGCGUUUGCGUAGGGGCGACAACAGGCACGGCAGCGACGUCUUCACUUUUCAUUGUCGGCGGGAAGGGCCAGACGGAGGGCUACCAGGGCAUCCAAAAGUACACGUACUCGACAGGGAAAUGGGAGUCUCUUCAGUUGCCAGCACCGGUAACACAGAAUCGGUUACUGCACGGUGCCAUCUAUCUGAACGCAACGGAUUCCAUCCUUGUCUACGCUGGCAAUCAGGAUGGUUCAACUGGCCCAUCCACACAAACAUAUGCCAUCGGCGCGUCUCCACCGUAUAAUGUGCGAUCGUUCGAGGCCAGCGUACCGCCUGCUAUCAACCCGAUUCUCUUGCCAUGGUCGGACAGCGAGGCUGUUAUGCUCGGUGGCAGCACCUCGAACACACAGGUGAUGCUUUUCAAGCCUGAGACAGGGUGGAGAGACUCGGGAGCAACCCUUGCCAAUCCUAUAGCGAAGGACACAUCAGCAAUCAAGGCGGCAUUGGUGCGCGGCGAUGAUGGGUCACAAAACCUUUAUACCUUUGACAUGACACAAUCACCCAACAUGGUGCAGCGGAUAUUAUUAAGUACUGGCCCCGAGCAACCUAUUCAGAAAGCUGGGCCAGCGAAGAAGCGGGAUGUUACGAUACAGGAGGAAGAACGAUCGAUUGGCGAAAAGAGGGAUGUGCUGAACGUGUUGACCUGGCCGCAUUACAACGCAACCCUGGCACCCACCAGCACAAGGAGUAAUUAUGCGAUCGCGCAGGAUGCCGAUGGCAUGGUUGUUUUUGUGGGAGGGAAUUCGGAGGAACCUCUAGCCAUGUUCAAUGCCAGGGACAACACUUGGUAUAAUGCGACGGACAUGUUGGUGGAUCAACAGGUGGUUAUUGCCGACUUCACCUCUUCGACAACCUUGGAAACAUCGACGGCAGCUUCCACGACUGCUUCAACGACGACCUCUACGAGUCUUUCAAAGUCGGAAGCUUCGACGACGCUGGUCACUGCGACCCCCACUGCAGCUUCUUCGGUUUCCCCUGUGAGUGCCGCUACUGCGGCUGUCAGCAGCAACGCUGAGAGCUCGAACGAUUCAAGUUCCAAAUCCCACACAAAUGUUAUCCUUGCCGCACUACUGAGUUCAAUUUUUGGUCUUGCCAUUGUCUUGUUCGCCAUCUACUUCUGCAUCAAGAGGAAGGGUAGGCAGCAAGCACGCAACCAGACAGGCGAUGCAAGGGGUGGGAGCGGAGGACCUAGAGGAGCUUACGACGAAAAGGCUGGUUACGGGUUCCCGCCUGAUACUAAGGGUCCCUUCCGUGGCCAUGGACACCAGACGCAUGAUUCAUGUGGUUCCAUGUCGUCCCUGGCGAUGAUCGGCUACGGUACAAACCACCAGAAACCGGGCCGCUCUGCCCCUGGCCACAAGCUCAGUAUCAGCAACGCCUUCGGCGGGCGCGAUUCGGACGACAGCACCUUUAAGGCGUUCAAGAGCUCCAUCAGCAAGCCGGUUCCCGUUUCGCAAACCAUAUCCGCCGAGCCACCAGAGAAUCCGUUCUUGGCGGCACACGAAAAGGAAGUAUCGUUCGCGCCCAGCCCAGCCCAGCCGAUGCCACGGAAUCCUGCAGCCGCUGCCAACGUCGACCCCGAGAUUCGGCGCAGCUCCGGAUGGAACCGGUACUGGUCCGGCGGCUCAGCCCUGAACGUGAUCGGACUCGGCAACAACACCAACAGUGCCGUGAUCAACCAAGGCUCGCAACGAACCACUGUGGUCUCGGACGUGAGCUCCCGCUACAGCAAAAAUACCCAACAUAGAAUGACCCAGGAUAGCGCGACAGUGCCUUCACUUCAAGCUUACGAGUCGCGCGUGUCCUUCAACCGCGUAAACUCGGGCAGCCCAACCAUCGCGCAUCGCGACCACGAUGACGAGAAGCUUUACGAGGGUAUGAGUGGCCAGAUCGAAAUGCCCCGGCCCGUGAGCGGCGUGAGCUCCAUCUCGGGAUACUCGAGCGGCAUUCCCGCUUCCGUGCACGAUACCUGGGACCCGACCGAGUUCACGAAGCCAUGGGGCGCUAACCGCGCUCCCAGCAGUGCGUACAGCGCAAGCAUUUACACGACUCCCCUGGCGCCGGCGGGGAGGGUGCCGUCUCAGCUUGUCCAGCAACAACAGGGGACGCGUCAGCAGGUAGUGCGCGAUGACAUGAGCUGGCUUAACUUGGGCGGAAAAAAUGGCCGGUGAUCGGGUUCUGACUCGGUUGUUGCUUCUGUCAGUUUUUUCUCACUAAAAACGUCUGGUCGGCUGCCUGUUGAAGGUCGCUGUUGCUCUUUCAUUGUUAUUUGUUUGUUCUUCUCGUCGCUCACUCUUCCGGCUGUCUCGAUAGAAGGAUGGAUGAUGGCCAUCAAUAAUAUCCUGUAAUCGCGGCAUAUCCCGGACUCCCGUUAGUUCAGUAAUUUGCUGUUGUUCGCUUGCUCUUGGGUAUGAACAACUUGCCCACGCUCCUCAACGAACAUGUGGAGGAAGAGGUAGAUGAGGAGGGGGCGGAAAGAAAUGUGCUGUUUGUCCGCUUUAUUUCCCGACUAUCGUUUCGGAUACCCUGUUAUUAUCUGUUGCUGGUGCUGGUGUUGGUGCUGUUGCUGUGGUUGUGGCGAAAGAGGAAAGCGGCUGGAGCGGAGGUGUAGUUCUAGGUCAGAGACGCGGCGCCGGUUGUAAGAAGGAAGGAAAGGAAGGUCAUGCUGUUUAUUAAGUUAGUCCAUGUAGGUAGAUCCGGCGUUAAUCAUCAUCCAUCAUAGCGAUCAUAAUCUCUAACCGCCAGUUCUGUUCUUUUACUCGUGUUGUCGUUUUCUUCUUCUUUAGUUUCUUAAACUUUAGGUGUUAUUUUAUCACUUUCCGUUUCUUACAUUGAGCAAGCAUUGUUGCAUUGCAUCAACUUUCGCGACCCAGGUUCGGUCGCAGAUAGUUAUCUUCGUGUUUUUUUCUUUUUCUUUUUAUUUAUUUUUCCUCCUUCGGUCUUGUACUGUCAGAAUAGGCGUAGUGGACAAAUAUCAUGAAUCC
Messenger RNA from Neurospora crassa OR74A, 4349 nucleotides. RefSeq lists its product as hypothetical. The transcript has a single exon. Lineage: Eukaryota; Fungi; Ascomycota; Sordariomycetes; Sordariales; Sordariaceae. The coding region runs from base 1170 to 3536 and encodes 788 amino acids. Gene Ontology annotation, molecular function: protein binding. The record is from RefSeq and is a predicted model, not a curated record.